AGGCUGUGCCGGGAGAGGCGGGGAGCAGGAGGCGGAGCGGGGGCCGCCGCCGGAGCUGCCGCGGCUGUUCUGCGAGGCAGAGCGCGGGCGGCUGGGGCAUUGGCCGCGCAGGGACCCGAGAGGAGACAGCCCCGCUAGCAGCCUCCAGCAGAUCCCAGCUGUAUUGAAGAUGAAGUCCUGGAUACUAUCACUGCUCUUGACCUGCAUUAGCUGCACAUGGCACACGCAAGCUGAAUUUUUCACCUCUAUCGGUCAGAUGACAGACCUGAUUUAUGCAGAGAAAGAUCUGGUGCAGUCUUUAAAGGAAUAUAUUCAAGCAGAAGAAUCUAAACUCUCUAAGAUUAAAAGCUGGGCUGAAAAAAUGGAUGCACUGACUAUGAAAUCAGCUUCCGACCCAGAAGGUUAUCUUGCACACCCAGUAAAUGCAUAUAAAUUGGUGAAGCGUUUAAACACUGAUUGGCUGGAAUUAGAGAAUCUAGUUCUUCAGGACUCAACAAGUGGUUUUAUCACCAACCUCACAGUUCAACGCCAGUUCUUCCCAACUGAGGAAGAUGAGACAGGUGCUGCUAAGGCUCUAAUGCGUCUACAGGACACAUACAGACUGGACCCUGAGACCAUGUCUAAGGGAAAACUACCAGGAACAAAAUACAGAUCUUCUUUGACAGUGGACGACUGCUUUGGCAUGGGGAAGACUGCUUACAAUGAAGGAGAUUACUAUCAUACAGUGCUGUGGAUGCAGCAGGCAUUGAAGCAGCACGAUGAAGGGGAAGAUGCAACCAUCACCAAAGCGGAGAUCCUGGACUAUCUCAGCUAUGCUGUCUUCCAGCUCGGUGACUUACACAGGGCCGUGGAGCUCACCAGGCGCCUGAUUUCUCUCGAUUCUGCUCACGAGAGGGCAGGCAACAACCUGCGAUAUUUUGAGAAGUUGCUGGAGAAAGAGAGAGUGGCAAAGCUACUAAAUAAGACGUCAGCUAUAACAGAAUCGGCAGUACAAGGUGGGGUUUAUGAGAGACCUGCUGACUACCUGCCAGAGCGUGAUACCUAUGAGGCUCUCUGCAGAGGCGAAGGUGUGAAAAUGACACCUCGGCGACAGAAGAGACUGUUCUGCAGGUACCAUGAUGGAAACAGAAAUCCCCAUCUGCUCAUAGCUCCCUUUAAAGAAGAAGAUGAAUGGGACAGUCCCUAUAUCGUCCGGUACUAUGAUGUCCUGUCUGAUGAAGAAAUAGAGAAAAUUAAGGAGCUGGCUAAACCAAAAUUGGCACGAGCCACGGUACGUGACCCCAAAACAGGUGUCCUCACAGUGGCCAACUACAGGGUGUCAAAAAGUUCAUGGUUGGAGGAACACGAUGACCCUGUUGUUGCCAGAGUGAAUCACCGAAUGCAGCAUAUCACGGGAUUAACAGUAAAAACAGCUGAACUCUUGCAGGUUGCUAAUUAUGGAAUGGGAGGACAGUAUGAACCACAUUUUGAUUUCUCAAGGCGACCCUUUGACAGCACACUCAAAGCGGAAGGAAAUAGGCUAGCAACGUUUCUUAACUAUAAAGAUGAACCUGAUGCUUUCAAGCGUUUAGGGACUGGAAAUCGUGUGGCCACUUUUUUAAACUACAUGAGUGAUGUAGAAGCUGGAGGUGCUACAGUUUUCCCAGACUUUGGGGCUGCAAUUUGGCCCCAAAAGGGGACAGCAGUGUUUUGGUACAAUCUUUUCAGAAGUGGCGAGGGUGAUUAUCGAACAAGGCAUGCAGCUUGCCCAGUAUUAGUAGGGUGCAAAUGGGUUUCAAACAAAUGGUUCCACGAAAGAGGGAAUGAGUUCUUAAGACCUUGUGGGUCAACAGAGGUUGACUGAAAUCCAACCUGCUACCAGCUCUUCCUUGUGUCCCUUUCCUUCUCUUUCAGUUCAUUUCUAAGAAAUGAUCCACCGUCUAUUAUGAAAGAGCUCUGGCACUUUUUAAAAAGAAUGUCACAUCUAGAAGUGAAAGAAGCAAAAGCCUGUAAUGACUUGGCAGUACUUGGUAACUAUUAUUUCCCCCAUCCCUCCAGUUUCACCUUCUCACCACACCCUCCCAAUUUCUCUCUUCCGUCAUAGCAGUGCAAACAGCACGUUUGGUGAUUCAGUGCAUUUGAGCGGCUGGUCCUGUGCCUUUCAUUCCUCAGAUGUUUUAGAUGUUAAAUAUUUCAUUGAACCAAAGUUUUGUGUACAUGUUAAAUUUAUUGUAUUUCUAUGGAUUUCAAGUUUU
Molecule: messenger RNA, 2234 nt
Organism: Mauremys mutica (yellowpond turtle)
Lineage: Eukaryota; Metazoa; Chordata; Testudines; Geoemydidae
Gene: P4HA2
Product: prolyl 4-hydroxylase subunit alpha 2
Exons: 17
Coding region: 170-1843 (557 amino acids)
Biological process (GO): peptidyl-proline hydroxylation to 4-hydroxy-L-proline
Cellular component (GO): endoplasmic reticulum
Molecular function (GO): protein binding; L-ascorbic acid binding; procollagen-proline 4-dioxygenase activity
Source: RefSeq, a predicted model, not a curated record